ACUGUUCUGAUACACCUGAGUGAAUUCUUCGGGAAAGGCCUGCUGGACUAGUAAACACCUUCGAUCGACCAUUUGUCCGGUGCCAUUGUGUAAUUAGUGGAUGAGUUUUUUUUUUGACAAGGCAAUCUUUUUGGAUUUAUGCAAAUCGACUUGGAAAAGCAUCUGAGAUAAGAUUUCCAAGGCAAUAUAAUGAAUCAAGAGAGAUGAGUAAGAUCAAGGGAAUGCAGAGGUUUUUGACGGCUUUUUUGUGAAAAGGUAAUCUAAGUGCUAUCCAGUUUGCAAUAUGUUUUUGUUUCAAGUUAGGUUUCUUUUUUUAACUUUUUAAUGUUUUGAACAGGUUGUAAAAUAAAAAAUUAAAACUGACUGGUUGUUUUUUAUUGACCUGACCUAAUGUUCUUUUCAAACAGAAUUGGCUGAAGUUAUAUCUCUGCUAACCCCACAUGUGUCCAACAAUGUUUUUUUCAUUCAAAUUCUAAGUCGAAGAUUGUUUUAUGUAUGUUUCUUUGGGGGGGGGGGGGGUGAAGGGAUACACCCUACACAAGGGGGGCAUGCCAAAAAGUUUGAGAACCUUUGAGAACUUGUUACAGGAUGGGGAUGGAGUCAAGUCAACAAUUUAGGUCAGAGGGGUUCGGCUAACCAAAAAGUUUGACAACCCCUAGAAUAAUAUAAUGUACAUUAUAAAAGUCUUGAAAAAAGAAAUGUCUAUGAAAGUCCCCACAAUGUAUAGAAACCGCGUGUGUGUGUUUGCGCGCGCGUGCGGGUGUGUGUGUAUGUGAUCUUUGUGUACCCAGUUGUGUGAAGCACACAGAUUUUUUUCAGAUCUAGAGGAGAUUAGACUUGAGGAGAAUGACGUCACCUGCAAAACGAGCUUAGUUCUCAUCAACUGUGAAAACACACCGCACGCACACACACAAAAAGUUCACACUAUAACACAUGCUCACUAAAUUUACCCUUUGCUUAGAUAUUUUAACCCACUACAGGCAUUUGCUUUAGUUUUAUGACGGAUGUAUGAGAUUACAUGGAGCUUCAUCACAGUGGGCCCCUCAUAAGGACAUUUAAUGACUGAAGAUCUUUAAAACAAAGGAAGUCAUAUACUUUACAUCUGAUAUGGCAUGAGGUGAGUGAAUGAAGGACGAUGGCAUCGUCUCAUCUUCAGGAGACGCAGGUACAAGAUGCUCCAGACCAGAUGGACAGCUCUUCUCCUCACACAGGAGUCAAUGUUGAGAUGAAAGCUGACAGAAGUGCAUCUGUAAUUGUUCCUGUUUUUAACAACAGCAACAUAUCAGGAUCAGUACACAUCAACUAUGGCCCAAACCCUACAGACUCUCAAGACUUUUCAAAGAGAUCAGGAAAACACACAGUUAAAAAAGAUAAUUUAAUGCUGUCCCUUUUUUUGAAAAGUCACAAAUCCAAGAUGAGAGAGAAAGCAGAACAUAUUUUUGAUGUCAAAAAGGAAGAAGAAACAUAUCUGAAAGAUGUUUACACAGAGCUCUUUAUCACAGAAGGUGAUAUUAAAGGAGUCAAUGAAGAACAUGAGAUUCUGCAGAUUGAUGAAGCUUUCAAGAAUAAAAAACAACAGGACAGACCAAUCCACUGCAAUGAUAUAUUCAAUUCACUGAGACAAAGAACGACAAAUAAAAAGAUUGUAUUGACCAAAGGCAUCGCUGGCAUUGGAAAAACUGUCUCUGUACACAAGUUCAUCCUGGACUGGGCUGAAGGAAAAGCAAAUCAAGAUAUAGAUGCCAUGUUCCUGCUUCCAUUUCGAGAGAUUAAUUUGAUUAAAGAUGAUAAGUUCAGUCUUCAACAGUUUCUGAGUAAAUUUCAUCUUGAACUGAAAGAUAUCAAUAUAACAAAUCUAUAUAAGAAGUGUAAUCUUGCUUUUAUCUUCGAUGGACUUGAUGAGAGUCGAUUGCCUUUAAAUUUUAAAAGCACAAUACAGAAUGAUGUUGAGGAAAGAUCAUCAGUAGAUGAAUUGUUCACAAAUCUGGUGAAAGGUCAUCUGCUUCCUUCAGCUCUUGUCUGGGUGACCUCACGACCAGCAGCAGCCAAUCAAAUCCCUUCAGAGUUUGUAGGUUUGUUCACAGAGGUGCGAGGAUUCACUGAUCAACAGAAGGAAGAGUACUUCAGAAAGAGAAUAUCAGAUGAGUCUCAAGCCUCCAGAAUUAUCUCACACAUCAAAACAUCUCGUAGUCUUUACAUCAUGUGCCACAUUCCUGUCUUCUGUUGGAUUACAGCUAUUGUUCUUCUGAAAACUCUCACUGAGAACAAGACUGAGGAGAUUCCCUCAACACUCACUGAAAUGUACAUUCACUUCCUUAUAAUACAGAUGAACAUGAAGAACAGGAAACAUGAUGAAGACAUUGAAAGAAACUAUGCAAAGCUGUUGGAUUCAAAUAAAACAAAGAUUUUAAAAUGGGCCAAGCUAGCUUUUGAACAGCUAAAGAAGGGAAACACAAUGUUUUAUGAGAAAGAGCUGAAAAAGUGUGAUAUUGAUGUAAAUGAAGACACACCUGAGUCCACAGGAAUGCUCACUGAGAUCUUUAAGAAAGAAGCUGGACUUCAUGAGAUGAAGGUCUUCUGUUUUGUACAUCUGAGUGUUCAAGAGUUCCUCGCUGCACUACAUGUGUUCAUGAGCUACCUGAACAAGAACCUGGAGGAGCUUCAGUUUUUCUACAAUCAUGAAAUUCAGUUCUUCUUUAAAAAGUUUCUUCACAAAGUUACUCUGCAUGACUUACUGAAGAAUGCUGUUGAUAAAGCGAUGAAAAGUAAGAGAGGACAUUUUGACCUUUUCUUGAGGUUUUUGUUGGGCAUUUCAUUGGAAUCCAAUCAGAAACUGCUGAACGGUCUGUUUAAUGUCACUGUGAACAGCACAGAGAGCAUCACAAAAGUUAAAGAGCACAUUAAACAAUUACAAAACCACAACAUCCCAGCUGAAACUUCAGUUAAUCUAUAUUACUGCCUACUUGAGCUAAAAGACAAAUCAUUACAUGAGGAAAUCCAGCGAUACCUGAGUUUAGGUGAUCAUUCAGGAAGAGAACUCUCAGCUUCAAUGUGUUCAGUGUUGACCUACAUACUGCUGAUGUCAGAUGAGGUGAUGGAUGAGUUCGACAUAAAGAUGUACAAAACAUCACCUGCAAACUACAUGAGACUGAUCCCAGCUGUGAGAUGCUGCAGAAAAGCUAAUUUGAAAGCCUGUGAUCUCACUGCUGAGUGCUGUGAAAGUUUAUCAUCAGCUCUACAAUCAUCAAACUCUCAUCUGAUAGAGCUGGACCUGAGUCACAAUACCCUGAUUCAGGAUUCAGGAGUGAAGCUGAUCUCUGAUGGACUGAAGAGCCCAAACUGUAAACUGCAGAUACUGAGAUUAUCUCGCUGUAAGGUGACAGAAGAAGGCUUUUCUUAUCUGGUUUCAGCUAUGAGGUCAAACCCAUUACACCUAAGAGAGCUGGAUCUGACCUUCACUGCCAUGGGAGUCUCAGGAGGGAAGCUGCUCUCUGAUCUACUUAAAGAUCCACAUUGCAGACUGAAGAAACUCAGUUUGGCAGCCUGUGAUCUCACUAUUGAGAGCUGUAAAGGUUUAUCAUCAGCUCUACAAUCAUCAAACUCUCCUCUGAUAGAUCUGGACCUGAGUUACAAUGACCUGCAGGAUUCAGGAGUGAAGCUGAUCUCUGAUGGACUAAAGAGCCCAAACUGUGAACUACAGAUAUUAAGAUUAUCUGAUUGUAAUGUGAAAGAGGAAGGCGUUUCUUAUCUGACUUCAGCUCUAAAGUCAAAUCCAUCACACAUAAGAGAUCUGGAUCUGAGACAUAAUCACCCAGAAGUCUCGGGAUUGAAGGUGCUCUCUGAUCUACUGGAAGAUCCAAACUGCAGAAUGGAAACACUUGGAUUGGAACGCUGUAAUCUCAAUGCUGAGUGCUGUGAAAGUUUAUCAUCAGCUCUACAAUCAUCAAACUCUAAUCUGAUAGAUCUGGACCUGAGUUACAAUAACCUGAUUCAGGAUUCAGGAGUGAAGCUGAUCUCUGAUGGACUGAAGAGCCCAAACUGUAAACUGCAGAUACUGAGAUUAUGUGACUGUAAGGUGACAGAAGAAGGCAUUUCUUAUCUGGCUUCAGCUCUGAGGUCGAACCCAUCACACAUAAGAGAUCUGGAUCUGAGCUACAGUCGCCCAGGAGUUUCAGGAGUGAAGUUGCUCUCUGAUCUACUGAAAGAUCCAAACUGUAAACUGGAGACGCUAAGAUUGACAGGCUGUAAACUCACUGUUGAGUGCUGUGAAAGUUUAUCAUCAGCUCUACAAUCAUCAAACUCUCAUCUGAUAGAGCUGAACCUGAGUCACAAUAACCUGAUUCAGGAUUUAGGAGUAAAGGUGAUCUCUGAUGGACUGAAGAGCCCAAACUGUAAACUGGAGAUAUUGAGAUUGUUUGGCUGUGGGGUGACAGAGAAAGGAUUGUGUUAUUUGUCUUCAGCGAACCCCUCACACCUACGAGAGUUGGAUCUGAGCCACAGUUUCAAAGGAGUCUUAGGGUUGAAGAAACUUUUUGAUCUUGCAAAAGAUCCAAACUUCAGACUGGAGAAUCUUGAUGAUGUUGAGCAAUAAGUGGCCCUGUCCCAAAUGGCGCACUUUAUGUGGACUUUCAGUCUUGUGGCCUUAAAUUGCGCAUGCUUGUUUAGUCUACAAGUCUGUGGGGUGUCCCAUCUGUCAUUUUGAUGCUUUUAAGUGUGCUUAUCAACGCCUCCUUUGACCCCUUGAUGCGGUCUUCAGCGAAUGGCAUAGCGGCUUAAUAAAAAUUUUGGUUUCUGGCACAAUAAUAUGUUUUUCCCCACAUAUUCCUUUCAAUGAGGAGAUAGUGAGAAAGAUGGGGAUACAUUUAGAUUUAUUACUUACAAAUUUUACAUUCACACAUAUUUAUGAGGAUUACAUGAAUGAAGCCCAUUUUGUUUUCUAAUGUUUGUUGUACAGUACAUGUAAACAUGCAAAUGUUGGCAACAAUAAAGACCUUAAAAAUAAAGACCUGCCCAUAUGGAGCCAGUGUGGGUUUUCUGUGGGCAUGGUAACAGUGGGUUGGCUCGCGAACAACCCUUAUAUAGGGGCCACAAGGGAAAAACCGCUCAAGGGCCACUUGGAGUUUAAUGUGGGUUUGUUCUGUCCCACAGGAGCAUGUUUGCUGGGAUAGCUACCAUGUGUCCAAACAUUUUACUGCAGACCUGAAAAUGUAUUUACGGGUCACAGUUUUGGGCGUACUUGUGAGGUCUGAUUCUCUCUUAUUAUGUUUUGUUUUAAAACUAAUAUUUUUCCACUGUGUUUAUAACAAAAUGCUAUAAAAAAUUACAUAUAAGACAGGUUGCACUACUGUUGUUUCUCUGCCAUAACAAACAUUCCUUAAUCACAGACAGGGAUUAGACUAGUCCUAUAUUAAAAGAAAUGUAAGAGCUGUCCAAACUGAAAACAACUUGCACUGACAUAUUUUAAAAUGCAUUAGUGUUUGCCUCAAAAUGCACAACAUGUUUUUAGUAAGGUAUGUUUGUUAAAACUAGUUAUAUUUUCUAUUAAAACUAAGGCCUAGUCCUGGUUUAAGCUAAUCCCUGUCUGGGAAACCACACCAUAAGGUUUUAACAGCCAAAAAGAAACUUAACAAGGUAAGAGUCAAGUCCAACUAAAACAAACAUGGAUCGCCAUAAUGGUGACUUUAAAUGAAACAGCCAACAAACUCUACAAGAUGUAAAAUGCAACUUUAAGUUUUAAACAGAGACGUUGAUAGAGAAGGUAAAGUUACAGAUUCCAGCUUAUAACUCUGCUUCAGAGUUACUUUCAAUGAUCUGUAAGAUUGGGACAAUAUUUACACCCAGCAGUCAGUGUUCAUUUAACUCUGGGGG
Messenger RNA from Misgurnus anguillicaudatus (oriental weatherfish), 5868 nucleotides. Lineage: Eukaryota; Metazoa; Chordata; Actinopteri; Cypriniformes; Cobitidae. The record is from RefSeq and is a predicted model, not a curated record.